Ailuropoda melanoleuca (giant panda) is the source of this 970-nucleotide messenger RNA. RefSeq names its product CKLF like MARVEL transmembrane domain containing 8 (gene CMTM8). Gene Ontology annotation, cellular component: membrane. The record is from RefSeq and is a predicted model, not a curated record. Gene Ontology annotation, molecular function: structural constituent of myelin sheath. Bases 99 to 620 code for a protein of 173 amino acids. The transcript has 4 exons. Gene Ontology annotation, biological process: myelination. Lineage: Eukaryota; Metazoa; Chordata; Mammalia; Carnivora; Ursidae.
CUCCCCCCCGCCGGUGUCCCCAGGGCUCGGGGCCGCCCGUCCAGCCCCAGACGCGCGGGGGGUCCCCAAGGAGGGGCCAGCCCGGCCGAGGCGCGGCGAUGGAGGAGCCGCAGCGCGCCCGCUCGCAUACCGUCACCACCACUGCCAGCUCCUUCGCCGAGAACUUCUCCACCAGCAGCAGCAGCUUCGCCUACGACCGCGAGUUCCUCCGCACCCUGCCCGGGCUGCUCAUCGUGGCGGAGAUCGUUCUGGGACUGCUGGUGUGGACGCUGAUCGCCGGAACCGAGUACUUCCGGGUCCCCGCGUUUGGCUGGGUCAUGUUCGUAGCUGUAUUUUACUGGGUCCUCACCGUCUUCUUCCUCAUCAUCUACAUAACAAUGACCUACACCAGGAUUCCCCAGGUGCCCUGGACAACGGUGGGUCUGUGUUUUAAUGGCAGUGCCUUUGUCUUAUACCUCUCGGCCGCUGUGGUGGACGCAUCUUCUGUCUCCCCUGAGAGGGACAGCCACAAUUUCAACAGCUGGGCAGCUUCAUCGUUCUUCGCCUUUUUGGUUACCAUCUGCUAUGCUGGAAACACAUAUUUCAGUUUUAUAGCUUGGAGAUCCAGGACCAUACAGUGAUUUGCCGUUGUGAGAAUUAAAAGGGAGAAAACAGGAAGAAUCUCACUGUAAAAACACAACAACAACAAACUGUAGGUAUAAUGUAUAUUUCCAGAGAAUUGUAUUUAACUAAUGUUUUUAUAUACUUAGUUAAAUUUGCUCCCUGUGGUUUGUUGCAAUUAAACUGGAUACUUAUUUGCAAAUUGUUGUAGCUUAUAAUGAACUCUUAAAUAUCUUGUUGAUGUCUCCAUAGACCUUAUUUUCUUAGACAAUGUAUAAAUAGAUAAAUUGCUAAUGUCAAGACUGUGUCGAGUUUGUACACCUAACUUUUCAAAUGUCGGAUUCUUUUCCGAUUAAAUGUUUGAAAAUCU